AUGCUUCUACAACUUCUACCUUACUUUGUCCUCGUCGCGGUACUCGUUGAGGCUGUGCGGCGGCUGCGCUCGCCACUGGCAAAGCUGCCUGGCCCCAAAUACACGGCCUGGACGUCGCUGGUGCUCAAGUACCGCGAAUUCACCCACGGUCGCCGCCUGUACAUCCAUGGCCUCCACCAGAAGUACGGCGCGGUCGUCCGGCUGAGUCCCGACGAGGUGUCCUUCUCGAGCGCCGACGCGGCCAAGGAGAUCUACAUGUCGGGCGGCAGCGGUUAUGACAAGACGCCCUUCUACUCGCUGUUCACGCAGUUUGGGACGCGCACGCUAUUCUCCACGCUCCCCCGGGCGGAACACAGCUAUAUGAAGCGAUACUUGGCCGACCGCUACGCAAACACCAGCAUCAUGAAGCCCGACAUCUUGAACGGCAUCGUCCAGCACGCCCGGGACUUUUUAAGCAAGUGUCUCGACCAAUGUUACGGCAGUGACGGAUUUGCCGACAUAUAUGUAUCUCUCCACUGCUUUGCCCUGGAUGGGGUGACUCAUCAGCUUUUCCACCCGUACGGCACGCACGCCAACAGGAAUGAAAAGGAUUUGCGUCUGAUGCAAGAAUUGUCCUAUCACGACAGUUUGAAAAGCAAUGUCGCAAUCUAUUACAUGCCGUGGCUCUCCAAUAUCAUUCACCGCAUCAGCCCGCCCAAGCCGGCUCCGCUGUCGAAUGAAUACGUCCUGACGGCCAGUGCAUCUCCCUCGCCAUCACCGUUCAGUCUCCUCUCCAAGCUUCACGCACAGGCUAAGGCUACCAAUAUGGCCCCCUAUGCCGUGCCAGCCGAAUGCAAGGACCACCUGGCCGCUGGGGUCGACACGACAGGCGAUGCCCUCUGUUUCUUGAUGCACCACCUCUCAUUACCCGCACCGGCCUCCCAACGCAUUCAAGGCCUGCUGCACAAGGAACUGACGGAGAACGCCACGACUUCAUUCGACCAACUCGCGUACCUAGACGCGGUGGUCAAAGAGGGCCUCCGCUGUUUCCCGCCCAUCCCGAUGUCGAUGCCUCGAUAUGCGCCCCAAGGAGGGAGCAUGAUCGACGGCCACUUCAUCCCCGGCGGCACCAUUGUGAGCUGUCAGGCGUACACGCUGCACAAGGACCCAGUCGUGUUUCCGCAACCGUUGGAGUUCCUCCCGGAGCGCUGGUUGGAUAAGCAAGGAGAGGCCGAGCGGAACAGAUUGUUCUUUGCCUUUUCCGUGGGCGGCCGAGGUUGUCUGGGCCGGCACCUCGCCAUCGCAGAGAUGAAACUCCUCCUCCGCGAAGUCUAUUCGCAAUGUCGCACGACCUUGUCCCCCCAGAUGGACAGCGACAUGGAAAUGGAGGACCAGAUCAUCGCCAGCAGGCCCAAGGGCCAGAGUUGCAAGUUGGUUUUUGAGAAGAUUGUAUGA
This is a messenger RNA of Fonsecaea pedrosoi CBS 271.37, 1434 nucleotides long. RefSeq lists its product as uncharacterized. The record is from RefSeq and is a predicted model, not a curated record. The coding region runs from base 1 to 1434 and encodes 477 amino acids. The transcript has 5 exons. Gene Ontology annotation, molecular function: iron ion binding; heme binding; monooxygenase activity. Lineage: Eukaryota; Fungi; Ascomycota; Eurotiomycetes; Chaetothyriales; Herpotrichiellaceae.